AUGGGGGGUUCCGUAAUCUCCGCUUCCUUCCUGUUGUCACUGUUUAUCACAAACCUUGUGUAUGAAUACAUUCAUACAUUUAACUCGCUAAAAUUGAAACACAAGAAAGAUGCAAAUAACAGCGGAAAUCUUCUGCAUUUUUUUUUGCACAUUCAAAUUUUGAAGGACAUAAUUUUGUUGUCUAUAGUUAAUUUCUUUAUAAAAGUGAAACUGUUCUUUCACUGCGUUGUAAGAUAUAUCCUUUUUAACAGAAAGAAGUAUAUCCCGGCCGGAAGCCAAGAUAAACGAAUUGUAGGUGCGGACAAGCAUUCCGUUGGUGGGGACAGCAAUUACGUCGAUGCGCAUAACGAAGGAGAUUUCAACAAAAGGAAAAAUGUUCAAGUGAAGACAAUUUACUUCAUAAGGCAUAGCGAGUCCGUCUGGAAUAGCGUUUUUAAUAGAAGACUCACAACAAGGACAUUUCUAAAUUUAUUCCUAGUCUUCGUCUACGAAAUUUUCUUCUUCUUCAGUAAAAAGUCGGUCCUUGUAGAUUCCCCACUCAGUAACACAGGAAUUAUUCAGUCCAUUGAAUUAUCAAACUUUCUGCAGCAGGAAAAAAAUGGAACAAAAAAUGGAGAUAAACUUUGCGUCGCUCCGAUAAGCGCACUCAAUAGGGAAGAUGAACAGACACGCGUUGACGAAGAUGAAGAUGUCGAAAUGGCAGAUAUGAAUAAUCAAAUGGGGGAUAGCGCAGAUGGUGAUGAUGGGGAGAACGACUCUAAUGACAAUUCUUCUCCAAAUCAGAACAAUGACAGUGCGAACUAUGCACAUAAGAACACUGGGGACGAUGGUCCUGUCGUCGAUUAUGUACAUGCAGGUAAUGGAAGGGCAGAAAAUAGUACGGGCCAAAUUCUAAGAAAAAGAAGAGCUGGUCAAGAUGCGGACUCAAACGCAAAUGCAAAUGCAAGUACGAACAGAGGCACAUACCAAGAUGGAAAUGCAUAUACUGAUCCCGAAUCGAUGCUGAACCGAAGUGACACCCAUGUGGAUGAUAAUCAUCUUAAUAACCAGAAGGACCAUCCAAAUGAUCUUCAAAUGAAUAGGAACUAUUACCAAGAAAAGUACAACCCUAGGGAAAUCAUAAACCAAAAUCUGAAGGAUCAUAUUGACAUCCUCAACAGCAGUGUAAAAUAUCCAAGUGCCAUUUUGUGCUCAGAUUUAAGAAGGGCAAUAUCAAGCUGCUUCAUAGCCCUCUACAACAGGAUAAAUAAAAAUAACGAACCAAUCCAGGUACUUAAUUCACUACAAGAAAUCAGCAGAAAUCCAGACUGCGUUUCGCUUUUCGAUUUUCACGACAAUAAAUAUAUUAGCACAGAUGUUGAGAAAUUUGUACACAAAGAUGUAGAGAAAAAUUGUGUAAAAAAUAUACGAAUUAAAAGAAAUUUUGUAAAUAACAAAUUUUUGGAUACCCUCUCAUACAUUUUUAAUAAUGACAAGAAUAUAUUUAUCAUAUUUGGCCACAGUUUGUGGUUCCUCCUCUUUUUCAAGUACUUCCUGAAGCAGCCUCACAAGGCUAAAACGCACAAAAUGCAAAACUCGGGGAUCGUUGUUUUUAAUAUAAUUAAGUAUGACCAGGAUAACAAAGUCAAUUACGAAAUUGAGAAGGACAGCGUGCGUGUGCUGUAUAAGGGAUUUCUCGACGAGGAAUACAACAAGUUUGACUAG
Molecule: messenger RNA, 1704 nt
Organism: Plasmodium knowlesi strain H
Lineage: Eukaryota; Apicomplexa; Aconoidasida; Haemosporida; Plasmodiidae
Product: conserved Plasmodium protein, unknown function
Exons: 1
Coding region: 1-1704 (567 amino acids)
Source: RefSeq, a predicted model, not a curated record